GCGGAAGCCAGGCCCUGCUGUGUGGGAUGCCGGGACAGCUCAGGGUGUUGGGGAGGAGCGUGGCCCKGGCUGGGCAGAGUCCGGCUGAGGCRCUGCAGCUGGAGGCAGUAAGGCAGCCCAGGGCCUCUGCCGGGUUGGCCACUCCCUGCAGAAUGCAGAUCCACCAGGAGGUGCAGGAUUACUAUGGCAGAGAGCUGCAGAAGUCGGAGGACCUCAAAACCAAUGCUUGCACUACCUCAGCCAGGCCCCAUUSCAAGGUGGUGAGAGAUGCUCUGGAGCGUGUCCAUGAGGAGGUGGUGGCCAGGUACUAUGGCUGUGGUCUGGUGAUCCCUGAGUGCCUGUCGUCRUGCCGGAUCCUGGACCUGGGCAGCGGCAGCGGCAGGGACUGCUACGUGCUGAGCCAGCUGGUUGGRGAGCAGGGCCAUGUCACCGGGAUAGAUAUGACUGAGGGCCAGGUUGAGGUGGCGAAGAAGCACAUUGCCUACCACAUGGAUAAGUUUGGCUACCGAAAGCCAAACGUGGAGUUUGUCCAUGGUUACAUGGAGAAACUGGCUGAUGCUGGGCUGGCUGACGAGAGCUACGAUAUUGUCAUCUCCAACUGCGUGAUCAACCUCACCCCUGACAAGAGGGCUGUGAUGCGGGAGGCCUUUCRUGUGUUGAAGCCYGGGGGAGAGAUGUACUUCAGUGACAUCUACGCCAGCCAGCGCCUGAGCGAGACCGUGCAGAAGCACCGGGUGCUGUGGGGAGAAUGCCUGGCAGGAGCCCUGUACUGGAGAGACCUGUACAGCAUUGCUGAAGAGGUGGGGUUCAGCCCCCCGUGCCUGGUCACCGCCAGCCCCAUCACYAUUGGCAACAAGGAGCUGCAGGACAUCAUCGGCGACUGCCGCUUUGUUUCUGCAACUUUCCGCCUGUUCAAGGUGCCGAGUGGCAGCCGGACCGGGCCAGGACAGGUCAUCUACAAUGGUGGCAUUGUGGGGCAUGAACGAGAGCUGGUGUUUGAUGCCAACUUCACCUUCAAGGAAGGAGAGGUGGUGGACGUGGAUGCUGAAAUGGCUGCGAUCCUUCAGAGCUCCAGGUUUGCAGAGGAGUUUCUGAUUCGAGCUGAGGGGACCAACACCACAGCACUGCAGGGCUGCUGUUGCAAGRGAGCGAAGGAGAAGAUCUGUGAUCCCUUCCAGCUGCUGGAGCAGCUGGCAGCCCCAGGUCCUGCCUGUUGUCCUGGUGGCACCUGUGUUCCCCCAGGGUGCUGCUGAGUGGUGAGUGGUGCCUCUGCACUGUCAGAAGCCAGCAGGAAGAGAGGAUGUGGCCCCGGUGACAUUUUCUCCCAGAGAGCAAAUACAUGUCUGAGCUCAAAGGCUGUGUGCUUGUGGCUGUGGGGUGCUUUGCUUCCCUGACAGGGCUGGUGGGGCAGGUUGUGUCUGGUUAGAGUGAGCACCCCUCCUCUGGGGUCUCUCACCGUGGGGCUGGCAGUGGCUGUGUGGUUUGGGCACACAGACAGGGACAGUCUCUGUCUCACUUGCAGCCCUGCAGCCUGUUCCAGGAGAUGGGGAUUGCUCUCUCUUUCCAUGUGCAG
Malurus melanocephalus (red-backed fairy wren) is the source of this 1573-nucleotide messenger RNA. It is a transcript of the gene AS3MT, whose product is annotated as arsenite methyltransferase. Gene Ontology annotation, cellular component: cytosol. The transcript has 11 exons. Lineage: Eukaryota; Metazoa; Chordata; Aves; Passeriformes; Maluridae. Bases 27 to 1253 code for a protein of 408 amino acids. Gene Ontology annotation, biological process: arsonoacetate metabolic process; toxin metabolic process. Gene Ontology annotation, molecular function: arsenite methyltransferase activity. The record is from RefSeq and is a predicted model, not a curated record.